This is a messenger RNA of Nycticebus coucang (slow loris), 3298 nucleotides long. RefSeq names its product BTB domain containing 1 (gene BTBD1). Gene Ontology annotation, cellular component: P-body; cytosol. NCBI's taxonomy places the organism in Eukaryota, Metazoa, Chordata, Mammalia, Primates, Lorisidae. Gene Ontology annotation, molecular function: protein binding. The transcript has 8 exons. The record is from RefSeq and is a predicted model, not a curated record. Gene Ontology annotation, biological process: neurogenesis. The coding region runs from base 168 to 1607 and encodes 479 amino acids.
CGGCGGGGGCGCGCGCCAGGCUGGGCGGGGCCGGCGGGGGCGCGCAGCCUCCGGAAGCGCUUUCCCGGAAGGCUGCGAGACGGCGCCGGCCUCUGGGGGCGGCUUCGGCUAUGGCGGCGGGGCGCCGGGAGGUCUCUCCCUAGCCUGGGGAGCCGCGCAGCUGGAGUAUGGCCUCGCUUGGGCCGGCCGCGGCAGAAGAGCAGGCGGCGGGGACGGAGGCGGAGCCGGGCGCCGCGGGGCCGCCGUCGCCGUCUUCUCUGGGGCCCCUGCUGCCCCUGCAGCGGGAGCCGCUGUACAACUGGCAGGCGACCAAGGCGUCGCUGAAGGAGCGUUUCGCUUUCCUCUUCAACUCCGAGUUGCUGAGUGAUGUGCGCUUCGUGCUGGGCAAGGGCCGCGGCGCCGCGGCGGCCGGGGGCCCGCAGCGCAUCCCCGCCCACCGCUUCGUGCUGGCGGCCGGCAGCGCAGUCUUCGACGCCAUGUUCAACGGCGGCAUGGCCACCACGUCGGCCGAGAUCGAGCUGCCGGACGUGGAGCCCGCCGCCUUCCUGGCGCUGCUGAGAUUUCUGUAUUCAGAUGAAGUUCAGAUUGGCCCAGAAACAGUUAUGACAACUCUUUAUACUGCCAAGAAAUAUGCAGUCCCAGCCUUGGAAGCACAUUGUGUGGAGUUUCUCACCAAACAUCUUAGGGCAGAUAAUGCCUUUAUGUUACUUACUCAGGCUCGAUUAUUUGAUGAACCUCAGCUUGCUAGUCUUUGUCUAGACACAAUAGACAAGAACACAAUGGAUGCAAUAAGUGCAGAAGGGUUUACUGAUAUUGAUAUAGACACACUCUGUGCAGUCUUAGAAAGAGACACACUUAGUAUUCGAGAAAGUAGACUUUUUGGAGCUGUUGUUCGCUGGGCAGAAGCAGAAUGCCAGAGACAACAAUUGCCUGUGACUUUUGGAAACAAACAGAAAGUUCUAGGAAAAGCACUUUCCUUAAUCCGGUUCCCACUGAUGACAAUUGAGGAGUUUGCAGCAGGUCCUGCUCAGUCUGGAAUUUUGUCAGAUCGUGAAGUUGUGAAUCUCUUUCUUCAUUUUACUGUAAAUCCUAAACCCCGAGUUGAAUACAUUGACCGACCGAGGUGCUGCCUAAGAGGAAAGGAAUGUUGUAUUAACAGGUUCCAGCAAGUAGAGAGCCGCUGGGGGUACAGUGGGACAAGUGACCGAAUCAGGUUCACAGUUAAUAGAAGAAUCUCCAUAGUCGGAUUUGGCUUAUAUGGAUCUAUUCAUGGUCCCACAGAUUACCAAGUGAAUAUACAGAUCAUUGAAUAUGAAAAAAAACAAACCCUGGGACAAAACGAUACUGGAUUUAGUUGUGAUGGGACAGCUAAUACUUUCAGGGUCAUGUUCAAAGAACCGAUAGAGAUCCUGCCCAACGUGUGCUACACGGCGUGCGCUACACUCAAGGGCCCAGAUUCUCACUAUGGCACAAAAGGAUUGAAGAAAGUAGUGCAUGAGACCCCUGCUGCAAGCAAGACUGUUUUUUUCUUUUUUAGUUCCCCUGGCAAUAAUAAUGGCACUUCAAUAGAAGAUGGACAAAUACCGGAAAUAAUAUUUUACACGUAAUUGAGCAUUAUAAUACAUCUUGACGAGAUAGUACCAUGCAGUCUAGUGUCAAAAGCAGAAAAGUAGUUUGAGUGUUAUGAAUAUUUAUAAGAUAAGAAACAUUUGAGUUUCUUAGAGGAGAUAGAAAAAUAUUGAUUUAAAUCUCUACAUGAUUCAAAGGCAGAUUUUCCAUUUUCUUAUAACCUUUGGGGAAAAGAAAACUGGGUUUAAUUGUUUUUAAAAAGUGCAGCUGGUUCAGCUUCAUCUUGUAUAAUUUCAUAGAUCACCUGAUUCCUGGACUUUUAAUAGUUUUGGAAUUAAAAGAUUCUUGUUACACAUAUAGCUGGUUUCAGAUUGUUUUUGUUUUAAUUAUUUUGAAGGUUAGAUGAGAUGGGUAAAUAGGCUUUGAGAUGAGAUGGGUCAGCAUUCUUGUAGAAUUCCUAUUAACUUAAAUAAUUAAUUUCAGAAAAUUAAGAAAAUUGACUUUAUAUUUGGGAGGUUUGAAAUAUUGGAUGGUCAGCAUUUGGAAUAAUGCAAAAAAUAAGCCUAAUAAAAUGCCUAAGAAAAAUUUCCAUGCAUUUACAGAGAAGGAUAUUUUGUAAUAGUGUAGUAUUGUGUUACAUAGUACCAUUUUAAAAUUAUAAAUGGAGUUUGUACGAAUUCCUAAUAAUGUGACAAACAACGUAGAGGUAUAGUCUAAGUGGAUUCAUUUUCAAUAAACUGCACCACUGUUCCUCUGUCUGUGUGGGGGAUGCUGCCUCUGAGUCUAGAAACUGAGACGGUGAUGGUGGUGAUGGGGACACAGCCCUCUCCUCAGCGUUGUGCUAAUGCUGCACAGCAAGAAACUGAAUAAAAUGCUAAUGUUUCUAACAACUUCUCUGAAGUCAUAUAAUGAUUCCCAACAGGGUCACUCCUGAGAAGAAAGCUUUCUACCAUACACAUUUCUAUCCAAGAAGUAAAGUAUGUGUUUGAUAUUUGUACCUCAUUAAUGUUGCUGUACAGCUGUAUUAGGAGGGGAUGGGAAGUGUAGGACACAUAUCUGGCAGAAGGACAUUUAUAUACUUUCUUACAGAGCAGAGUUUUUGAUGUAAGUGAAAUAACAUUCAUUUUUUUCCCUUGAAAGUGAUUCCGUUAUUAAAAAUUAAGUGUAAUUAAAUUUUAAGGUGUAUCAGAUAGGUGUGGAAGAUGAUUAAAAUUCAUACUUCUUCUAAGUUAUCAGCUUAAGAAUUUUUUCUGAAUAAUAGUAAUUAGAGUAUUAAAAAAUGUUCAUCUAAAGUAAUGCUUCAAUUUACAUUUUCAAGAAGGAAGUGAGGUGUGAUGGUAGUUGAGGUCUCUUGAAAUUGCUGGGGGGAAAAAAGGAAAUUUUCCUAUCUCUGGUAUCAUGUCUUCUGGAUAUAAACCUCAGUUAACUGGAAUACUUUGUGUGUGUGUGUGUGUGGUCCUAUGGUAUACAUGGCCCUGGGUAACUAAAAAUUAACCAGCAAACACUCUGUAGUAACCAUCAUAGAAAAAACUUCAACUUAAAAAGUACGCUAUGUCAGAGAUAAGUUAGUGUUUGUUGGCGUUUGAGGCAUUUCAUAUACCUCAAGUGUGUUGCACUAAACAACGAUUGUAACUGGACAUAGCCAUAGAAGGGACAAGAAACAGAACUGUUUGCUAACAUUGGGCAAUCCCCUGGAAUUUUUAAACAAUAAAUAUAUAUUAUCCUUUUA